CCUGUAGCAGAAGUACGGGCUCACAGGGCACCUCCUGAAACAUCCAGGAAACGGGCAGACUGGCACUAGAGACACCCUGGGCUCAGAUCCAAGUGCAAAGGAGUUAAUGUUUGAACCUGGACAUAAAGGAGUCAACAGCUACUGACCUCUGGCCAAUAUUCGAAAGGGAAGGAGCCCCCCUAUAAAUCAGUCCGCACCGGGCAGCUGGGCUAGCAGAGCUGCAGAUCAGCUGUGGAGGGAGCCCCGUCGCCACCAUGAACUUCUCCGGCAAGUACCAACUGCAGAGCCAGGAAAACUUUGAGCCCUUCAUGAAGGCAGUCGGUAUGUCCGAUGACCUCAUCCAGAAGGGGAAGGACCUCAAGGAGACUUCGGAAAUCGUGCACAAUGGGAAUCACUUCAAGAUCACCAUCACCACAGGGCCCAAAGUGGUCCACCACGAGUUCACUUUGGGGGAGGAGUUUGAGCUGGAGUCCUUUACUGGGGAGAAGGUCAAGGCAAUAACUCACAUGGAAGGUGAUAAACUGGUGUCAACCAUCAAAGGCAUCAAGUCUGUGACAGAACUCAAGGGUGAUAUAAUCACCAAUACCAUGACACUGGGCGACAUCGUCUUCAAGAGAGUCAGCAAGAGAAUUUAGACAAGUCUGCAUUUCAUAUUCUUUUACUGUGUAAAACUAAGGUAGUAAAGUGAAUUCGUUUAAAA
Molecule: messenger RNA, 700 nt
Organism: Equus quagga
Lineage: Eukaryota; Metazoa; Chordata; Mammalia; Perissodactyla; Equidae
Gene: FABP1
Product: fatty acid binding protein 1
Exons: 5
Coding region: 255-635 (126 amino acids)
Biological process (GO): fatty acid transport
Cellular component (GO): nucleus; cytosol
Molecular function (GO): fatty acid binding
Source: RefSeq, a predicted model, not a curated record